GUUGACUACAUUUUGCUUCGCUUGUGGUUAACCGGUUGCAGGUACGGGCGUUAAUUGCGUGCACAACGGGCAACUGUACCACCGUAAAUGCUUGGUGGAGAACAAAACCGACGGUUGCAAAAUUUGCUCCAGUGACAUAGCAGCAGUUCCACUUCCCAAAAAGCCGUCACAUAGUAGUAACAUACGUGAGUUGGAAUCAAGUAAUUUAGUUUCAGCUAUGCGCCGUACACCAUCUCCGAAUAUAACGACAUCAUUUACCCCAUCUACUUCUCCGGCGUACGAAGACACUUCGGAUGGUUGUGACGCGGUACCCUGUUGCAGCAAUGUAUAUGUGUCACAUAGUACGGACAACGCACCCGCUAUGCCUAUACGCUUACCAAAUGAGACGAACACCUCGGCGGAGCUGCAGCCUAUCUGCAAACCUGCGUUUGAUGUAGAUCUGGAUUCCACUGCAAAUGAACCCUUUGCUGGAAAGACACCUGUUUUAAGAAGCACUUUCAUGAUCUGCUUGCCAGACAGUAAGUUCUUUGCCAUUGUCAUUAAACCACUGCAGCCGAUGAUUACGACUUUGCCUAACUGCUUAAAGGCCAGCCUGUGAGAAC
Dicrocoelium dendriticum is the source of this 602-nucleotide messenger RNA. NCBI's taxonomy places the organism in Eukaryota, Metazoa, Platyhelminthes, Trematoda, Plagiorchiida, Dicrocoeliidae. The record is from the annotation of a GenBank genome assembly.